Messenger RNA from Agrilus planipennis (emerald ash borer), 4068 nucleotides. Its product is annotated as DENN domain-containing protein 2D-like. Lineage: Eukaryota; Metazoa; Arthropoda; Insecta; Coleoptera; Buprestidae. The coding region runs from base 382 to 3795 and encodes 1137 amino acids. The transcript has 9 exons. The record is from RefSeq and is a predicted model, not a curated record.
AAAUUAAAUGUCAAUAUGAUGUCAACCAACCAAGUAAUUUUAGUUGUAAACUUGCAUCGGUGUAAACGUAAUAAAAUAUUUAAAUUUUUUUAAUUAAAUAAUUAGUAAUUAGUGUUUUUCCUAUAACAUUCGGUCAAGUCAAGUAAGCGAUUCAGUUUUAACUUUGUAAUAACAUUAAACUAACAAUUUGGCUUUCUGCUUUGCAGCACUUUUCUAUCUUCAACAGCUGAAAAAGUUUUUUAUUGGGCUAUCUAUUUAGUUUUUAAUAACAUAAAAAAAAUACAUUUACCAUGUUUUCAUCAAAAAGUAAUUCUCGUUACCAUUUGCAAUUUCAAUUUACAUUAUAUAUAUAACUUAAAAAAUGGUUAAAAAUUAAACGUAAUGUAUAAACCUCCAGAAAACUUUAAUAGAGUAAAGGCAAUUAAGGAUAAAUUUGAGGAUGAUUGUAGACAAUGUAAGACAGCUACCAGUAGGACUGUAAAAGAUAGCAACAUUACUGUUCCACACAAAUUUGUUAAGGAAAAUUUAUCUAAAAGUGAAUUGGCUCAACAUCCACUUUUUAAUUUGUCAAGACAGCUUAGUGAUCCUGGAAAAAAAAAUGUGAAACGCAGCCCAGCUUUUAGACUGGAUAGUCAACCUACAGAUGAAAAAGAUGCCAGAUUAAUAAAGAAUAGAUCACGAUAUCUAGAUAAGAAAAAUAGCUUGAUAGAAAUACAACUAAAAGAAUCUUGUAAUGAGAAGCUGAUCAGUAGUAAACAAUCCUUUGAAAAUUAUUCUUUUCAAAAUACAGCAUUAACUGCUGAUGUUAAGAAGAGCUUCAGUAGAGAAGAAGUUAUUGAUAAAUGCUCUGGUGAAUUAAACUUGCUACCUUCUUCAUUAAACAGAACACAAGAGUUUCUUGGUGAUAAUGAAAGUAAAAUUGGAAGCAAACAUUUGAGCAAGUUACAAGCUUUAUAUACAGAACCAAUAAGAAAACACCUAAGGUCUAACAAGUGUGGGAUACAUUUUAAUACCAAUAAUGACGCAAGUAUUUGGGAAAAUAAUUUACAUAGCGUUAAUUUAUUGCACAGAGAAGAACAGAAUUGUGAAGAAAAUAAAAAUACAGAAAAUAUAAUUAAUAAUAAAAACAGUGGUUAUGAUAAGGAAAAUGGUAGAAUUAUUAAAGACACAUUAACUGAUACAUUAAAGAGUGCUUUAAACAGGCCAUUACCGUCUGGUCCAGCUCCUAGAAAACCCCCAAGAACUUUUAUUCAUUUACCAAAUAAGGAUUGUGAUUUGCAAAAUAAUUUAGAAGGGAAUGGUUUUGUUUUGAACAGAUAUAAAACUUUUAACAAAAGGUUAAAUUUGGAUUUACAAAAGCAAAAUGUUGACUUUCCUCCACUCAGCCAACAAAAUCGUACUGAUCCAAUAUACAUGCUUGAAAAAUUAGAAAAAGCUUUAAAAAGUAAUAUCUGUAUAAAAAGACAUAUAGAACAGUGUCAAGCAGCAGAGCUCAAUUUUGAUAAAUUUCAUAAUAUGCAUAAUGCAGUGGAUGCCCAAGCUGCUUUAUUUAAAAAUAACAAUGAUAACUUAAAAACUAAUCUAUUGAAUAGUCCCACCUGUAAACAGAAAUUUAAUUUUAACUGCUUGAACUCUUUUGGAUGUACAAGUGUUGAGUACAAGACAAUUAAAGAAAGUUCUUUUAUUAGCUAUGAAAAUGAAGAACCUUUGUAUGCUGAACCCUUUGAAUUUCGAAGAUGUACCAGUGAUGGAAAAAUAAAAAAAAUUAAAAAAGAGGAGCUGCAGAGAAAAAUGUUACAAGCAAAAAGUUUAGUCAAUGUCAGGGAUAGUGUACAUUAUGCAAGCUGCCCUAUACCUGAUAAAAGUCAAAAUAAGUUCAAUAGUAAAGAUGUGUCUAUGAAACUAGCCCAAUUAGAUCUCUGCACCAAUAAGGAGGGAAAUGCUGGCACAUUCGAUGCAACACAUGUUUCAUCAUCUUCUUGUACGUCAGACAUGGAGUCAACGAUUUCUUCACUAUCUGAGGAAAAUGGAACUUUAUACGAAUUGAGAAAAGUCAAAGAUAUUAUUAGCGUGUUCGAAACUUCUCCCAAAUAUGUUUCGAAAGGAAUAAAAAUCACCAGUAAAAGUAAAAAGAAAAUUACUGACUCGAAUAUUAACUCGCACAAAAUGAAACAUCCCCCAGAAGUAUUGGAAAAGAAGUUGAAGAAUGACCAGAAUCAUAAGAACCCGUCAUCACAUUCGUCUAGAAACAAACGGGAAAGUGUUGCACAAAUUACUAAAAAAUUUGAAAUAUACGUCAAACGAGUCCGAAGUAAAGUGUACGCAAAGUCCUCGAUUCAAAAAGACAAGUUUAAACAUCUUUUUGAUUGCUUUCUUCUUAUUGGACUUAACGGAAAGAUACCCUACAUAAAAUGUAAAUAUCCUGAUAACAUUGAAAUGCCACAUAAAAUUGAAGAAUUGUGUUUCCCUGACGCCCAGUUCGAAUCGAUGGACUUAAGUGAAGCGGCGCAGUGUUAUUCGUUGGUGAUAACUAAUGCAAGUGGGGAACGAACUUACGGUUAUUGUCGAAGAGUUUUGCCCGAAGGUUCCAACACGUGUUUGCCUUUGGUCUAUUGCAUUGUCAGUCCUCAUUGUGCGCCCGGUUUUUAUAAGAAAAUUUUACAGGAGCUCGAAUCUCGGCACGGUUUCUCAGAAAAAUUUAAAAGUAACUUGUUGAACGAAUUGUACAACAGCCGGUUUCCGAAACCAGGCGAAACGAUCAAAGUUAGUAUACAAAGGACGGUUACGUGUAGUGAAACAGGUAAAAAGAAUGCGGAUGUGAAUCAUCCAUUAGAUUUAAGUUUUUGUACGGCAGUUGAUCGUUUAGGAGAAUAUGCCACAAUAACAAAAAUUAUCAGUGAAAAUGGAAAGAAAAUGUCGAAUAAAAUAGAGAGUAACGCAGGAGAUCUCCAAAAGUCGUGCAGUUCUCCAAAUUUGAUAUUCGAGGAGUCUACCGACUGUUUUCCGUUUGAAUUGGUUUUGUUUAGGCAUUCAGACACUCGUCAUGAAGACAACAAUUUGCAGAUGCUGUGCAACUCCCUUUCAAUGGGGAUUUUACAUCAAGUUUUCAGUUCGUUGUUGUUGGAAAGGAAAGUCGUUAUUGUUAGUAAAGUUUUAAGUAAAAUUUCGGCUUGUGUAGAGGCUUUGCAGAUAGCUUUAUAUCCUUUCGAAUGGCCUCAUACUUUGAUUCCUGUACUGCCUCAGUGUCUUUGGGAAAUUUUAGAAGCCCCAACGCCACUGCUUUGUGGCGUAUUAUCGAAACAAGUUGUAAAUUUAUAUAAAAUUGAAAACGGGAUGGUCGUUGAUUUAGACGAAGGUUCGGUAUUACUGAAAGUCGGAGACGAAGACAAAAUUUUAAGAUGGACGUUGUUUGAAAUUUGGAAAGAUGGUCUUUCUUUGGCUAAAAGUGUACCAUCUCACCAAAGCGCCCACAAUGUACUUUUAAGUGAUGCAUUCUUGCGCGUUUUCAUUAAAAGUUGCGGACACUACAAGCAACACAUCGUCGACGGAGAAUUUAAGAAAACGUGUUUUAUCGAAAGCGGUAAGAUCAGAGGCAGAGGAGUCCGUAGCUUUUUAACGUGGUUCUCUGAAACAACCAUGUUUUGCACGUUUAUCGAAACUGUUCUGAAAAAUCAAAACAGCUUUCACAUAUUCGACCAAAGAAUCGAGAUUUAUUCAUCUGAGGCAACUGGAGGAAUUUUAAAGAAAAUGAAGGAGAAUUCGAAAGAAAAGAGCUCGUUCUUUAGAUUUACUUAAUAUUUGGCAUCAUACAAGCCGUUUUGAUAUUGUCUAUCGUCUAUUUGAUCAGCAUGUCACGUUGAUAUACGAAGGAGAAAAGAAAUACGAUCAAUUUAGCGCAAUAAGUAAAUGAUCGAUAUGAAUAUCUAAUUAUAUCAUACUGUAAUUUACCGGUUUUAAAACUGGCGAUGAACCAGCGAUAUAUCUUAGAUCUGAUCGUGAGAUAUUAAAUACGAUAUAAAAUGAAAAAAUCACUCACAAACUUUACUUCGACUUGUGCUCUGUAAGUAA